UGGUGCGUUGACAGCUGGACUCAUGUUUCUACUUAGGUCAAACGAGUAACUUGUUAUUGAUAUUUAGCAGUCUGCAGUGCUGAAGGUUGCAAUCAUUGCACAAUUACUUUAUUAUUAGCACAUUGCAACGUUUGCACACAAGUUAUUUGUUCUCUGCCAUAAAGGUCAAAUAUAGCAUUGGUUUACUGAUGUUAUAACCCCUAACCAUCCCUUAAUUCUGUCAACUUCAAUUGAAAUUUUGCAAAGAAUUGACAUCAUGGCGGUCAAGUGUGAACGGCCCAAGCUCUCCGAUCUGGGGCUGACGACCAACGACUCGAGCGUGUUUUACUGCACACAGUGGACGACAUGGCCGUGGGUUCAUUACCCGUUCGUGUUGUAUCGUAUCGUGAUAGCACUCUACAUGUUGGGUAUGCUCCUCGCGACCACUAUUGGUCAAAUCCAGCAGAUCGGUGGUCAAACCUUUCUCUAUCUGACCAACUUGGCCUUGAUCGUCGUUGCGGUGUACUUGCUGGUUGGCGCUUUCAUUGCUUGGCUUGAUGGUGUCAUUUUGCGUUCACGCAACCAUGAAGUGAUGGGCAUACGGCAUAGGAUCCACUGGUUCCUCUUCAGUAUCACCAUCAAUAUCAACCUGAUUGUCACAAUAGUCUACUGGAGCCUCCUGUACAGCCCUAGCUACAAUGGGCCUUCCUUCUUCGACUUCAACGUCCACGCUACCCCCGCCAUCAUCUCAACACUGGAUCUCUUCGUGACAGCUAUUCCCGUACGACUUCUUCACUUCGUCUACCCUUUGGUAUUUGGCAUAGCCUAUGUUGUCAUGACCGUUAUCUUCUGGGCAGCCGGGGGACGCACGGCCUACGGACCCAUCUACCCCAUCUUAGACUACACCAACGACCCGGGGCUUGCUGCAGGAGUCAUCUGUGGAGUUAUGGUACUCUGUCUCGUCUUGCAGGGCGCCCUCUGGUGUCUUUACAAACUCCGAAUGUGGGUGUGGAUGAAAUGCAGGGAGGGUUUUGACAACGAGGAGUUGAAUAUAAUAGAGGCAGUUCUCUAAGACGUGCGCGCUACAAUGUUUGAACUUCGGUCUGAGGUUAAAUUUCGUAGAAAUUCAGCAGAGUCAAUUACUGAUCACUAAAAAGUGCGUUCCCGCAUGGGUGCGUUCGCGUAGCAUGUAAGUAAACUUACACGAGAGCGUUCGUUAAGCAACGACGUGAUACUCGUGUCUGAUAAUGCCGAGGUGUAAUGACGUAACCGGAAGCGUUCGUGGCUAGCGAGAUUGAACUUGGGUGGGAACCUGAAUACGAAUUGAAUAUAAUGGAGAGAUUUAUGACACAAAUAUUCCCAGGUAUUUGUCAAUGGUCCCAACUACACUGAUUUUUUAUGCUUAAGUUUAUUUUAAAAGGUUUACCUUUACUUAAUUGUAACUUGUAGUUGACGGAAGUUCAAAUGUAAGGAAUUCACUUGAACAAUGGGCAUUGUGUUUGAAUUAGGCUAUGUAAGAAUGCCAAACCGCGAACCUACCAGUGUAAUGGAAUGUGAGUGCAUGUAGCUCUCUGGUGUCCUUUUAUUUGUGUUAAGCCAGAUCUAUCCGAAUUUUUCCAUUGUGUUAACAGUGUAGUAUAUGAGGUUAAGAAUGCCAAAUCUCGGCAGAGUGCCACAUUGACACAGUGGCUAACUUUAGGUUUGGGUUAAUUUUUGUUCAGCUGAUAGUUUAAAGAAUUAAAAGUCCUUUUUUUUUUGUUAU
Molecule: messenger RNA, 1741 nt
Organism: Patiria miniata (bat star)
Lineage: Eukaryota; Metazoa; Echinodermata; Asteroidea; Valvatida; Asterinidae
Product: protein rolling stone-like
Exons: 3
Coding region: 257-1051 (264 amino acids)
Cellular component (GO): membrane
Source: RefSeq, a predicted model, not a curated record